Messenger RNA from Haplochromis burtoni (Burton's mouthbrooder), 568 nucleotides. Its product is annotated as type-2 ice-structuring protein. The record is from RefSeq and is a predicted model, not a curated record. Lineage: Eukaryota; Metazoa; Chordata; Actinopteri; Cichliformes; Cichlidae.
UUAGAUCUGUUUCCCACUUCAUUCCCACUGGAAGGCUGAAGCUGACAGCUACUACUCUUACAGAAAUAGAUCACCUGCUACAAACUCUCUGAAUCUCCUUUCUCUUUUAACCACCUGUCACUUCAGAUCUUGUUUUCCACAGAGAUACUAAACAUAAGCAUGAAGCUGCUGAUUGUGUCCGCACUUCUUUGUGCAGUGAUGGCUUUGACAUCUGCUAUUGAUCUUGAAGAUGAAGAGGGCAGCAGUGGUACAGAGGAACUAUUGCUUACAGGAGAAGAUCAUGUUGUGAAGACACCCAGACGCUGUCCAGUUGGCUGGAAGAUGUACUGCAAACAAUGCUUCCUCUAUGUUUCCCAAGCCCUGUCUUGGGCUCAGGCUCAGAAAAACUGUGAGCAAAUGAAGGCAAACCUUGCAUCUGUACACAGCUACAGAGAGCACAAGUUCAUUCGGAGGCUGAUAUUUUGUGCCACUCGCCAGUGUAAACCUACAUGGCUCGGAGGCUCAGAUGCAAAAGCGAAUUAUAUUUGGACUUGGAUCGAUGGAACAAAUUUCAGAUAUACAAACUGGU